AUGAGUGUAAUUUUAUGGAUAUCAUAUUUAUUGUGGGUAUUUGUAAGUGGAAGAAUUAAGAGAAAGAAACAGUAUUUUAUUAAUUCUACUAAUAAUAUAAUGAAAAGUAUAAGAAUCUAUAAACAUUAUGAUCCAGAUACAGGGACAUACAGAAGACAUAGAAUUUAUGGGAUACCAAGAAUGUACAAAUGGUUAACUUCUUAUUAUCCUACUGUGAGAGAAGAAUUAAUUUGCAAUAACAAACAAAAAGAUAUAGACAUUUUUUAUGUAGAUAUGAAUGGUGUUAUACACCAUUGCACACAUGCGAAUAAGGACACAUUGCCUGUACAUGACGAACAUGAAUUACUCUCAAAUAUUUUACUUUAUUUAAAGAAUCUUUUUUUUCUAGUGCAACCCAAAAAAUUAGUGUAUGUGGGUGUUGAUGGAGUCUCCCCUAAGGCCAAGAUGAAUCAACAAAGGAAGAGACGAUUUCUCAGUUUAUUUAAAGUCAAUGAAAAUUCUGAUUCAUCUUCCAAAUUGUUCAAUCCAAAUUGUAUUACAACAGGUACUGAUUUCAUGUAUAAAAUUAACUUGUCUUUAAAUAAAUGGUUUCAGAUUUUGAAGAAGAAGGAAAUAUUCCCAUUCGAUGUUAUUUUCUCCGGUUCGGAUGUCCCCGGCGAGGGAGAGCACAAAAUUUUGAAGUUCAUUAGGGAGAACUUCAGGCGAGAUGCCCAAUUCAGAAACUACAGCCACUGCAUCUACGGGCUAGAUGCAGAUUUAAUUAUGCUGUCGCUUGUUACACAUCUGAACAAGAUCUUUAUUCUUCGAGACAAGUUCAAAAUGACGAACGAGAUAUACAGCAGUAUCGUUGAAAACUUCCAGAAGACGCAAAAGGAUUUUACCAUCCAGAAAGAAGAGACAGGAGAUGCAGGAGAGGCGAUAUCCGAAGAAGGAGAGUUAGUUCGGCUUGGAAUUACUGAGGAGAAGACAAAUGAAAAGAACUGUAAGAAAAUGCCCAUUGAUCAGGGGAAGGAUGGGUUCCCGUGCAAGCAGAGAAAAAACCCAUUCAGCAAAGUUCAUCUGUACACGAAGGAUUACUACUCACGGUGUGAACCGCUUAAUAGCUACGACUUUGAAAUUCUGGAUGUGCAUAAACUUCGAAAUUCAAUAAGAACUCAAAUAGCUACAUACAUAAAUAAAUUAAAAAAAGAAAAGAAUGUGAUUUUCAGUAUAAACAGAGUAGUAGAUGAUAUUGUAUUUUUAUCCUUUCUAGUGGGGAAUGAUUUCCUUCCACAUAUUCCAAAUAUAGAUAUAAAUGAAGGAUCAAUGAAUGAAAUUCUGAACUCGUACAUAUUUUAUAUUUAUAAAUAUAACAAUUAUAUAACUCUUAAAGAUAAAGUGCAUAUAGAACGGUUGAAAAUUAUUUUAAAAAUUUUGAGUGCACAAGAAUUUGCAUAUUUUAAAAAAAGAGGGAUUAACGAAAAUAUUACAGAGUUUACGGAUGAAAAAACAUACAAGACUUACUACUAUCAUCAUAAAUUUGGAAUCCAAGAUUCAAAACAAAUACAACAGAUAGUUAAGAAGUACAUUGAGGGUCUCUUUUGGAACUUGCAUUAUUACCACUUCGGCUGUGCAAGUUGGUAUUGGGAAUAUCCAUACCAUUACGCGCCACUGUGCAGUGAUUUGCUCAGUUUUGAAAAAUCCGAUUUUUUUUUUGAAAAGGGAAAACCUUACUCAGCUUAUACUCACCUAAUCAGUGUACUUCCACAGAAGGAUAACAAUCUGCUUCCAGAUGAGUACAAAAAUAUUUAUGAUGAAGAUGAGGUGAAGUCCUUCUUCCCAGAAAAUGUUCGAAUUGAUCCAAAUGGAAAAAAAGAGACAUGGGAGUACAUCGUACACCUCCCGUUCAUAAAUUGUAACAUGAUAAACAAGAUUAUAUCAGCUCGGAGCAAAAAAAUCUCGAGGCUCAAAUAUAAGCUAAGAGAAUUGAAUGGACGAGAGCAUAGAUACUAA
Molecule: messenger RNA, 1992 nt
Organism: Plasmodium gonderi
Lineage: Eukaryota; Apicomplexa; Aconoidasida; Haemosporida; Plasmodiidae
Exons: 7
Coding region: 1-1992 (663 amino acids)
Biological process (GO): nuclear-transcribed mRNA catabolic process
Cellular component (GO): nucleus
Molecular function (GO): RNA binding; 5'-3' RNA exonuclease activity
Source: RefSeq, a predicted model, not a curated record